UCUAAGCUCUUCACCCACCUAACCAUCAUCUCCACGACUCUCCUGGCCCGCUCGUCGCUGCGGGAACCUUGUCAACUAGCAUGAAUCUGCUGGCCGUAGCGGCCGGCCUCGUCUGGCUAGCGCUGUACUCCGUAUUUACAGCAAUCCGCCGCAUACGACUCGAGAACGCAAACCACAAGCGGGCGAUCCUCGAUGAGCUGAAGACGCCCGACCCGCACAAGAGGAAGUUUGUUGGAUUCUUCCACCCCUACUGCAACGCAGGGGGAGGCGGAGAGCGCGUGCUCUGGACGGCAAUUGCGAUGUUGCAGCGUGACGAGCCGGAGGUCAUCAGUAUUGUCUACAGUGGUGACACCGACGCGACUAAGGAGCAGAUAUUGAGCAAAGUGAAGGCACGGUUUGACAUCGACCUGUCCCCGCAAACACUUCACUUCGUCUUCCUCAACUCGAGACAUCUCGUCGAGGACUCUGCAUGGCCUCGCUUCACGCUCCUUGGCCAAAGCCUCGGCUCUAUAUAUCUGGCAUGGGAGGCUAUGUCCAAGCUCAUACCAGACCUAUUCAUUGAUACCAUGGGCUAUGCCUUCACCUUCCAUGUGGUAAGGCUCCUGGGCCAGGUUCCUGUGGGCGCAUAUGUCCACUACCCGACCAUUAGCACCGAUAUGCUGGAAAGGGUGAGAUCGCGAAAGAAAUGGCACACGAACUCGAAUGCGAUAUCCUCGUCGGGUGUCCUCAGCAAAGGAAAGCUUCUGUAUUACCGCCUCUUCAUGUACUACUACGCAAACUCGCUUCGUCAAGCAAGCUUCCUCAUGGUCAACUCCUCCUGGACAAAGAACCACGUGGAUUCCAUUCUGCAAUACACCGACCCGCUACUCGACGCCCUGCAUUUGUGCACCCCGCUAGUCUUCCUUCGUCUCCUUCGACCCUCCCAAACACCGAAGUCCGCUCGUAUCGUAUGCCCGCCUUGUGAUACGCGGGAGAUGGCGAAGUUCCCGCUGGAGGGGCGAGAGCGAGUGAUUCUCAGCGUCGCGCAGUUCCGUCCUGAAAAGGAUCAUGCCGCGCAGCUGCAUGCCUUCCAUAGUGUUCUGACUUCCUAUCCCGAGUACGGCAAUGGAAACCCCGGUGAUUCGCAGGUUCGAUUGGUGCUGGUCGGAGGGAGUCGCAACGCCGAGGAUGCCGCGCGAGUCGAAGGGCUUCGAGCAUUAGCCAAGGAACUCGGGAUUGCGGACCACGUAGAGUUCGUCAUCAAUGCUUCAUUCCCUGCUAUGCUCAACUGGCUCUCGCGAGCUAGUAUUGGGCUGAGCACCAUGGUCGAUGAGCAUUUUGGCAUUAACAUCGUGGAGUUCAUGGCGGCCGGUGUCAUUCCUGUCACCCACGCAUCUGGGGGCCCGCUGAACGACAUCGUCGUGCCGUUCGACGGCAAGCCUACUGGCUACCACGCCACUUCUCCCGAGACCUUCGCGGAGGCCUUCCAUAACGUGCUGACUCUCCCGCCAGAGGAAGACUUGGCGCUGCGGGAACGGGCCAGGACGUGGGCCGUGCAACGCUUCUCUGAGGAAGAGUUCGAGAAGGGAUGGAACGAGAGCGGGUGGAGGAGAUGGCUGCCGUCGUAAGUUCAGUCCACCGGGGGUCGUCAGACCCACCGAGCCUGUAGUGUACAGUAAACCAACGCUAAUGAUGCUCUCCCGCUGACACCGUGCACGGACUGCACGAGGGCCCUGGGGCGC
Rhodofomes roseus is the source of this 1721-nucleotide messenger RNA. RefSeq names its product mannosyltransferase. The coding region runs from base 81 to 1607 and encodes 508 amino acids. Gene Ontology annotation, biological process: protein N-linked glycosylation. Gene Ontology annotation, cellular component: endoplasmic reticulum membrane. The record is from RefSeq and is a predicted model, not a curated record. The transcript has 9 exons. Gene Ontology annotation, molecular function: GDP-Man:Man(3)GlcNAc(2)-PP-Dol alpha-1,2-mannosyltransferase activity. NCBI's taxonomy places the organism in Eukaryota, Fungi, Basidiomycota, Agaricomycetes, Polyporales, Fomitopsidaceae.